CGGCUAAUUAAGGUAACUACGGUACUCCGUAGGGCUGCCGGCAACGAAACGCGCGACUCCAAGAUCAGAGCUAACGCCGACGCCCAGCCGGAGAAUCUGGACAAGGGUUGUCUGGAGCACACCUCCGGUUUCAUCUCAGCAGGGCUCCACGCGAACCUUAAUUAAACGAUCCGAAGACUGGAGUGAAGGUCGCCGAAAGGAUCCAAUAGUAUAAGAAAUGACAUGCGCCGUAUCAACAGGGCGGAUAGGAAUGAGCACAGGCUGCCCGUUGGGACACUGCUAUUCCACGCCAGCAUCUACAAUCGUCCACAGGCAAGCACAGAGGGUCAACAGAAUUAACACACAACAUGGGCCUCCGACAACUGGCCAUCAGUGGCAUGCUGGCCGUCGCCGCCGCUGCUCAUGCCCUCGUCCCCAGGCAGAACAUCAACCCGGGCCCGGUGUCGGGCAGCACCUUCAUCCAUGACCCCACGGUGGUCAAGACUCCCAGCGGCACCUACCUGGCCGCCUAUACGGGCGACAACGUGCAGCUCAAGACAUCGACCGACCGCACCGUGUGGCGCGAUGCCGGCCCUGUGUUCCCCAACGGCGCACCGUGGACCACGACCUACACCAAGGGUUCCAAGAACCUCUGGGCGCCCGACAUCUCCUACCACAACGGGAAGUACUACCUGUACUACUCCGCCUCGAGCUUCGGAUCAAGCCGCUCCGCCAUCUUCCUCGCCACGAGCACCACCGGCGCGUCCGGCUCGUGGACGAACCAGGGUCUGGUCAUCGAGUCGUUCGACAACAGCAACUGGAAUGCUAUCGACCCGAACCUGAUUGUCGAUGCCCAGGGCAAGUGGUGGCUCUCCUUCGGCUCGUUCUGGUCGGGCAUCAAGAUGAUCGCGAUCAACCCGUCUACCGGCAAGCGCGCCGACAGCCAGUUCAUCUCGCUCGCCUCGCGCCCCAACAACGGCGGGGCCAUCGAGGCGCCCUUCAUCAUCCGCAACGGCAGCUACUACUACCUCUGGGUGUCUUUCGACCGCUGCUGCCAGGGUGCCGCCAGCACCUACCGGAUCAUGGUCGGCCGGUCCACCAGCGUGACGGGACCGUACGUCGACAAGAACGGCACGCCCAUGAUGCAAGGGGGCGGAACCCAAAUGAUGUCGAGCCACGGCUCGGUGCAUGGUCCCGGCCACAACGCUGUGUUUAAGGAUAAUGAUGCUGAUGUACUGGUGUACCAUUACUACAACGAUGCUGGGGAUGCGCGGCUCGGUAUCAACCUCAUUCGUUACCAGAAUGGAUGGCCCGUCAUCUACUAAACUUUGCAUCGGGAGAGAAGACUGCCAGAUGGAGAAGAGAGGUGAAAUUGGACAGCAGUCGAUUUGUAUUUUCAAUUGUUCUCCGUUCGUAUUCAGCAGUGUAUGUACUGCACUGCAGGGGCAUGUAUAUAGUUCACCUUACAGAUGUACAUACUUCUUAACAUAGCCCAAAAGCUCGAUCCUUGAGUCGCCACGCAACAGCG
Messenger RNA from Parathielavia appendiculata, 1507 nucleotides. RefSeq names its product glycoside hydrolase family 43 protein. Lineage: Eukaryota; Fungi; Ascomycota; Sordariomycetes; Sordariales; Chaetomiaceae. The transcript has a single exon. Bases 348 to 1304 code for a protein of 318 amino acids. The record is from RefSeq and is a predicted model, not a curated record. Gene Ontology annotation, biological process: carbohydrate metabolic process. Gene Ontology annotation, molecular function: arabinan endo-1,5-alpha-L-arabinosidase activity.